Messenger RNA from Manduca sexta (tobacco hornworm), 7580 nucleotides. It is a transcript of the gene Grip163, whose product is annotated as gamma-tubulin complex component 6. Bases 196 to 5196 code for a protein of 1666 amino acids. Gene Ontology annotation, biological process: spindle assembly; mitotic cell cycle; microtubule nucleation. Gene Ontology annotation, cellular component: gamma-tubulin complex; centrosome; equatorial microtubule organizing center. Gene Ontology annotation, molecular function: gamma-tubulin binding; microtubule minus-end binding. The record is from RefSeq and is a predicted model, not a curated record. NCBI's taxonomy places the organism in Eukaryota, Metazoa, Arthropoda, Insecta, Lepidoptera, Sphingidae. The transcript is spliced from 16 exons.
AAAAAAUGUCUGCAGUCUGUUGAUUGUUGACACUUUACUGUCAAAGCUUCACUGUUUUUAAAUUUGUUUGAUCCGGUUAGAUCAAUAAAUGGGAGUAUACUUUAUCUAAACCUCAUAAAUAAUAUAUAGACUUCAAUAUCCAUAACUGUAUUUCAUUACCAGUAAACUGUCUUAAUAACUAAUGAUCUAGAGGUCAUGGCUUCAAAAAAAAAACAUCUUCACGAUGAAAGUGUUUACGAUCUUAUUUCGGAGCUGUGCAGCAAAACAGCUUCAAAGUACUGCAUACAAAGUAGGAUAUCACAAAACAGAUUGGUUUCUAAGAUGAGAACUCAUUCCUAUGAGAUCAUUUUAAAAAAGACGUCCAAAGAUUUGCCUGCAUGUAAAGGAGAACCCAUCAUAGAUUUAUUAUCACAUUACUUCGUACUGCAACAAAAUGCCAAGAAUGUUGCCGAAUAUAAGAGAUCUGUGGAGCUUAAGAAGGCAAUAAGCACAAUAAGAAAUGCAAAUUUCGGUGAGGAUAAAGAAAGUGUGUAUAGAGUUUUGAGAUUUCUUGUAGGAAUGAGGAAUGCAGUACACGAAGAUCUUUCCGCGGAAAUGUUUCAGAGACCUUUUACAUUUGGCUUAUUGGAUGAAAUGCUACCAAAGCUGAAACCAGAAGUGUUUGGGUCACCACAGCCAUACUCAUAUUUCCCUUCACAUGUUUUUGAGUUACCAUAUUCUAUAAAACGACAAGGACCUUCAUUAUAUAAGCAGAAGUCACAAGUCUAUACAGAAUACACUGUGGAGAGUUUUGAUUCAAGAUCUUUUUUGCCAGAAGCUACACAGGCAUCCUAUCAGACUGGCGGUUCAGUUGAAGUGAAGACAUUCCUAAGUCCAAUGUCCUUAGCAUCUCUCACUUCUACACAUCUUUCGCCAUACUCUGAGAGCACAAUAUUCAAUUGUCCAAGAUUGACAGCACCUAGAGACUUGCAGUUACCUACAUCAACAAACAUGAAUGUUAAUGUGAAGGUGUCAUAUGCCAGCGCAGAUGCUCAGUCAGACAUACAAGAAGUGUUCAGAGCUAACACAGAAGAAGAAUCAAUAGACAUUUGGGAACUGGCAACACAAAUUGAUAAGAAUGUGCCUGACAAUAUAUGGGAGAUAGUUUGUAAAAUGCCACCAAUUAACGAAAGGCAGCUUAUAGCAACGUCGCCCAGAGAAAUGGCAUUAUGGCGACGCACUUACACUGAUAUGCUUUCCGAACUGAAUAUUGUAUCAGAGAAACAGUUCAUCAGACAUAUUAUGUAUUUGAUAAUUGGAGUAGAAACAAGUUCAUUCCCGUUCAGUGAAGACUCGAACUGUUUUUACAUGAAAGAUAAUUUAGUGCUUGAAGGCAUAUCAAAAGAACGUCUCAGAGGCUAUAUCACAGAUUUAUUACUUGUUGGAACAUAUUAUCGACGACUUUUUAAAUUUGCAUUUAAUCAAACACUAGAAGAUCAUUUUCAUAGUAAUGGACUUGUGUAUGAGGCUGCCCGGGAAGUUAUAAGACGCUAUUUAUUAGAAUUCCGUUUGCUGGCAACGGAAAUAUAUGAAGAAUGCUGCAAGAGUGGUUCUGAAGACAUUAAUUGUAUGCCGACGUUGCUGCAAAUAUUGUAUCACAUGGAACCUCUCAAAUAUGAGAUAGAAACAAUUGUGUCUAUUUAUAAAAUGAUUGAUACAGAUACAAAAUCAACCUUACCUCAUGGUGCAGAACUGAUGUCCUAUUUAUUUAAUGAAAUAUCACUAGUUACACAUGAGAGGACCGCUGUCACGAUGUUUAAUUCUUUAUUCUCCAUCUGCAAGGUUUAUUUUAAAUUCAUAGAACGAUUCAUAUUCGAAGGUGAAUUAGACGACAGGUACAAUGAGUUUUUUAUAAGAAAAGAUUCGCAAUAUGUGAACUGUCGAUCUAAGAAGUACUGGGACAAAGGAUUCCACAUUAGUCAAAGUUUAGCCGUGCCAGACUUCCUAAGGCCAAUGGCAAAGUUCAUACUUCUCUGUGGGAAAUCUUUGAGAUUGUUAAAACUCUGUAAUCCAAGCGAUCCCCUAGUACUGCUUAUUUCAUCCGACCACCCAUCUGUCACGUGUUGUACGAGUUUCGAAGAGUUGGAGAGGCAGCAGCAAGUACUCGACGUGUAUAGGACAAGGUGUUUGUUUGUCACCGGAGAAUUGGUUACAUUCGAUCAGAUACUCCUAAAGAGGGAGGCAGAGAGAAAAGCCUUUACUGAAAUGGCCUCAUUGAAACAGGCUGAAACACUGGAGAAAAUUGUUGCGGAAAGAAAGAGAUUGGCGCAGUUGAUAAUAGCUGAAAAGCAGCAUUCGUUAAGGGUCCUAGAGGCGGCGAUGGCCGAGGCAAAAGCAGCCAAAAUGAAAGCAAAACAACGGGAGAGAAAAAUAUGCGAACUGGAAAAAGCUGCUGACAAGGCCGCAGAAGAAGUGGAUUCUAAACUCAGAGAUAGUGAAAGGAACAAAAUCAUGGAAUAUUAUUCAAGACUAAAUAUGGAAGUCGAGAAAAGCAAAAUGCACACAGAAUGGAAAAUAAAACGAUUACAAUUAGAUCAAAGUAGAAUACAAUUGCUAUCAACAGAAGAAAGGAACUUAAAACGUGAAAAAUUGGAACUAGAGCAUCAGAAGAACGAGGAAAUGAUGGCAAUGUCCGUUCAAAGUAUAGAAAUGAAAUCAUUAGAUGAUCAAGAUUCUAAAGCAGAUACUGUGGAAGAUGUAGAGAUAGAUAAAAUGACAGAAUCAACUUCGUCUGCCAUAACAAUGGCAGAGCCGGAUGAACCACAAACAACUGAAUGUGAACAGAACAAAAAUAAAAUGCAAUCAUCGAGUGACGUUUUCAGUGCUAUUUGCAAUGUGGCUAAAAGUUUCUUUGGUGUUUCCAAAAGCAGCGAGGAUAAAAAUUGCGACAACAAAAAGCAACUUGAUUCUCAAGGUAAUAUUGUAACCAGUGAAGUAAAUUCUAAUAACCAAGCAACAUCGAGUGAAGUCAUAGGCAGUCAUGUUUAUGAUGAUAUUUUGCAAUACCAAAGAAUGAAACAAGAGGCACAAGUAAACAAACAAAAGGUUAUGGCUCACGAAUUUGGACAACUUGACAAAGAAAACAAUCAAGUUAAGGAUCCACCACUCAUAAAUAUAGCGUCUGUUGACGAAGAAAACAAUGUACGAGAGGCAUGGUUGCCGUUCGUGGAAGCUAAACGGAAUAAAAUGAAAGUUCUUGGCGCUGAAUUUGGACUUAAGCCUGAAGAGAGACCAAUAGUAGUAGAACCUCGAACAGACGCGCAAAAAGAGGCGUUGAUAAACAAGCAAAAAGUUUUAGGAGUGGAAUACAAUCUUCCUGCAGAAAUUGUACCCAAGAAGGAACCAGCAAACGUAGCACAAGAAGAAGCGUUGCGUAAUAGAAAGAAAGUGUUAGCUUCUGAUUACGAAGACAGUUUGUCGAGCCCCAAGCGUGAAAUUGCCAAGAGGUCUGGUCUAACAUUAAAUCUGAAGCCAUAUGGACAAGUACAAGAUGCCAAUAGUCUAGGAACCACACCCAAUACCGGCACAAUUACGCCAGGAGAAUUGUUUCCAAGGCUGGACUUGGAAACUCCGACAACAGCGGAUGUUCCAAUGGAAGGUCCAAUGACAAGCGAUAUUUUUACACCAAAGAGCGAAGGCAGCAAAGAUUUAGAGUCCAAAACGAAAGCCGAUAAAGAGUUCCUAACUGCAGAUGGGUUUAAUUUCCCCAUUAUGGUAGAUGACGAAGCGGCAGAUCCCGAAGCAAUAAGCGACAUCCAGACAGGAGAUUCUGCUGACGGUUCUCCAUCAAAAAGCAUUGAUAUGCACAUAAAAGACUUUAAGAGUAGAAAUUCAUUUUUCAACAUACUCGAUGGUUCCUACAGUUUGGAUGACUUCGAUCCUUUCGGUGUAAAAGAAUUGAGAAAUUAUUCCAGUGAUCACUUUAAUAGUAAAAUGAAUUUAGAUAACUCACCGUCUUCGUACACACAUCCCGCAAUUAUUAUGGAGGAAGUAAAGAAAAAGCCAUACGCGAAUAUAUUUGCGUCACAUUUUGGUGUCGAAAAUGAAGAUGAGAAGACUAAACAUUGCGAUAAUAUUGCGACGUUAACCGCCUGUUUACAAAGAUCGGUUAUGCUGCCGCUCACAUAUCAGUUGGAAGUUGUGAAUAAUUCAAUUUUAACAUAUUUCCUAGUGAACUUAGAUAUGUACGAACAUUUACGGAGUUUGAAGGAUUAUUUCUUUUUGAUGGACGGCGAAUUUUCUAGAAGCAUUUGCCACAAUCUUUUCGCCAAGUUGUCUAAGACCUUGAAUCCACAAGAGUUGUUGAAUUUUGCCACUUUACACAACAUACUUGAUAAGGCACUCGGAUCUUCGAUAUCUCAUGUUCACAAAUUUUCUGAAAACCUAUCAUUUACAAUAACAGACUCUCCGCUAAGUUUUCAACAUAGCUCCCCAGACGUUCUACAAUGCUUGUCGUUAACGUAUUCUGUAAGCUGGCCGCUGAACAUUAUACUGUCGCAAGAAGCGCUGGUGCGUUAUGCUAAGGUGUUUCAGUUUUUAGUCAAGAUGAGACGAACUUUUUGGGUUUUGGGUGAAGACUUCGAGAGUCUCAAACUAUCAGCAAAAUUGUCAAAUCAGCACUCACGUAAACUCCUGAGGUCUCCGCAAUACAUUUCAAUACAAAUAUAUCGGCACAUCAUGGCGUCCAUGAUUCGGGCACUCGACAAUUACAUAGUAACAACGUGUAUUCUAUCAUCGUGGACGGAGUUCGAGAAUGAUCUAAAGAAAGCUAGAACUCUUGAUGACUUGUAUGAAUGUCAUGUGGUGUAUAUAAAGAAAGUAUUGUUUCGAUGCUUGCUGAAUAAUCGAUCGACGCCAGUGAUGAAACUAUUGAACGAUAUGUUCACGGUCAUUUUGAAGUUCAGCCGUGUUUUGAAAGCUGGCGAAUGGCAACCAAAAGAACCGAAUGGCCAUUUCACGCAUUCAAACUUCGCUCAACUGGACGAAUUGUUCCAUUUGUUUGCGAAGCUCGCGAAAUACUUACACAAAGUGAUCACAAAGUUAAUGGAGUGCGGAUACCAGAGACAUCUAGCGGAAUUACUUACUAUGGUGAACUUCAACGGUUAUUAUGACGUGGACAAGUGUAAAGAGGAGAAUACAAGUGUGCAGUCAACUUGAUUAGGUAUUUGAUUGAUUGGAGAAAUCAAAUACAGAUUAUAAAGUCAUUUAGAUGUACAUAAAAAUCUAUCACAUAGAUUUUUGUUUAUUUUAACUAAUAAUUUCGAAUGAGGAAGGUUCGGGUUGUCUACGUAUCGAUUUUUUAUUUUAUCCGAUUACUGCUUCAUCUAUAAAUGUAACGACAAAGACUUGUUUUAAUCUAAACAUUUAUGGGCCUAAUGUUUUAACAUCACAAAGUUUUCAAAAAUUUAAUAUAAAGAUUUGAGUUAUGUUAUUCAAUGUAUUGAUAGCAGUUAAUUUUACAUUCAACACUGAGCCCUGUAGCGUGUACAAAAAGUCAUAUAUUUGCAUAUCAAUGUACAUUGAUACCUGUGAUAUCUAUACAUGUCAUACAUCAUUCUUGUGUAUAAAAUUAUAAUCGAACUAAUUACAUAAACAUAUUUGCAACAUCCCUUGUUUUACCAAUGAACACAUUGUUAUGUUUUAAUCAAACAAAAAAUAACGCUUUUGUCUCGAAAUGAUUUUUUAAAUCGUAGUCUUGAAGAAGGCAAAUCUAUACAUUUCAACGAUAAUUUUAAAAUUAGGAUCGUAGUAAUAAUAGUGUCAAUUAAAUAUCAAUGUUUUUCUCUGUCUAAAUAUUCAAUACUUAAUUGUAAUCCGUUUUGAAAUACAAGAAGCUGACUGCUAAUCUAAUAACAACGAAAAGGCACUUAAAGAAGAAGAAAAAUAUAUGAUGAAUCUGAAAUGAUAUCGCUGAUCGAAAGCUAGCAAGAAUCGACAGAAGUUUUCAAAUCGACCUGGUAAGCGGGUGUUGAUUUAAUUUGAAUCCAUUCAUAAAAUUCGCCCCCAGUCGAGAGGUCGAUAGUUUUUGAGUAUCAGUAUUUCAUACCUAAAAUUUUAUGUAAUAGAAUUUCGAUGUAAUGGAAUUAAAACUUAGUAUCGAUGUUUGAGGUUAAUAAAUCAAACCCUCACUGUUAACUAAUCGAUAAAACAUCGGAUUCUAUAUUCAUCUAUAAAUUAUUGAUAUGUGAGUAUGUAAAAAUAAAUGUAUUUGCUUUUUAUAAUUCGAGACAAAUAGGUUCACAACCUAUUUGUCUCGAAUUUCGAAUUUGUAGGAAAGAUUAAUGUUAAUGUUACUUUUCGUUGGUUGUUUCUUGUUUAGAUGGUUAGUACCAGUUUAUUCGGUUAUUAAGAGAAACCGUUGUUUUUGCAGAAUGCACAAUUUUAUUAAAAAAUAUUUUAUAGAAAUUAAUAAUUAUAUGCCAUUUAGAGCUCCUUUAGAAGUUGCUGGGGCAAAAUUGUUGCAUAAACAUGGAUUAGUACAGUCAGACACAAAACUAGCUAAAUGAAAAAACGUAAUCGUUUUAUUUUUUCUUUAUUUAAAAUAAACUAAAGCCUUUGAAGUUUAUAUCAGUGAAGAAAAUACGAUUGUUGAUAAGGACAAACGUUUGAAGUCAAUUUGAAAUUUUGAAUUUGUUCAGCUAUUUUUGUUGCUGACUAUACGUAUUUCACUUUACAGGGAUAACAUCCAAGGCUGCACUACAAAAGUAUAAUAGACAAUUAGGGUAAUGACGGCUUUGUAAUAUUUCCAUAUUCUUUAACGUCAGAUAAUAAAAUUCUAUGCUCGGUUCAAUGUAGCGACAGUUUUGAAUAAUAUACCUAAUGUGCCAAAUUCCCCAAUUUUGUUAUAAUAUGCAAGCCGUUUUCAAUUGUUACGAAUCUCAGUAAUUGAUUGAUAUUGUUUCGAGUUUUCUUAAUCAAUUUUCGAAAACUAUGAAGACUGAGUGUAUUAUUUCCUUUAUAUUAAAAAAAAAAUAAAAUAGAAUCAUGUUAUAAAUUUACUAGUGUUGUAGGUAUGUGCCUGAUGGCCUAUUGUAAAAAUCUCACCUAACCACAGUAGGUAAUCUUUGAUAAUUGUUCGCAGAUUAUUAGGCAGGUGCAAAUGGAUUAAAAUUUAUGUAACAAAUUGUCCUAGCUUUCAAAAUAUACACAUUGUAACUUCGUUUUAUUAAUGAUGUGGAAAAUGAAAAUGUAAAUUUACAUGUUUUCGGACUAAAAAUUUUCAAAGAAAUUAAUUAAUUAUAAAGGCCAUAAAGUAAUUACGCAAUAAGUAGUUACUUUUAAGUAUCCAUUUGUCCUUGGCCAACUCUAAUACUGUAAUUAUACUCAUUAGAGAUAACAAUAUUAAUUGUGCCCACCUGUUAAUCAUGUGAUAGUAUGCCUUUAUUUUAUUUUUAUUAUUUAUAUUAGUUAUAUCGCCUUAGUAUAAUCACAAACGUCUACACAUAAGUCGAUACGACAACUCUGUUAAAUCUUCGUUAACUAAUAAGAUGGCUCGUUUUAUAUUAAUUUUAUUGUGCUUGUAAUAAAAUGCUUUUUAACAA